This is a messenger RNA of Phoenix dactylifera (date palm), 480 nucleotides long. The record is from RefSeq and is a predicted model, not a curated record. Lineage: Eukaryota; Viridiplantae; Streptophyta; Magnoliopsida; Arecales; Arecaceae.
AUGGUGAUUGUAGGGAGUAAAGGGCAGGGUCAGAACAAUGGAACUGACAUGACUCCACUUCAGAAGCAUGUGUCCUUCUUCGACAGGAACAAAGAUGGCGUCAUCUACCCGACGGAGACAUACGAAGGAUUUCGCGCUAUUGGGUGCAGCAUUCCCUUGUCCGCCAUGAGCGCCCCUUUAAUCCACGCCUUCCUCAGUCCGAAAACCAACAAUGGAAGCCUACCGGCAAUCACACUCCCUAUUAUCGUAGCCAACAUUGCAAAAGGCAAACAUGAAAGUGACACUGGUGCCUACGACACUACGGGAAUGUUUGUUCCCGAAAAAUUUGAGGAGAUUUUUAGAAGCAUGCACAUGCACACUAAUCCUAAUGCAUUGACAUCUGAUGAGUUGAAAGAGAUGCUUAAGGCGAAUCAACAACCUAAUGACCAGUGGGUUACUUCGAUUAGUGGAAGCUAUGCAUAUAGGAAACUUGUUGAUUAA